AUAUCAGAGAAAUGACAGCUUAUGGUGCUGUGAAUUCUCUUAGGAACACACUUGAAAACAUUACCCGCUGUCCUCGUUUCAGCCUUGUUGGUGGCUCUAAAAAGACCAUCGAUGUCGUGCACAAGGAGUUGAAGCCUUGGGAAGAAGUUCUGCAAAGAUUGGACAAGACGAGCCCGAGCAAGAGCAGGAAGAAGGCGAACGCUUUGGAUGGAAGAAUCAAGGAGGCAUUUUGGAGAUUUGAGGACUCAUUGGAAUCUCUUCUCACUCAACAGAUUCUUUCGAAUUUUGAAAGUCUUCCAGAGACGAUCUUCAUCGAUCUGCAGAGUCUGCAGAAUGAUGUUGAUUCCUUGAUCCAUACGCUCGAUGAUAUGAAGGAGGAGUACAUUUACGAAGUAGAGAAUAUGGCUGAGGACGAACCUAUUUCCUCAGUCAUCGGUUUUCAUGGAACCAACUCUAAGAUGAUUGGAUUAUCAGACCAAUUCGAACGAGUCAAGUCUGAUCUCAUUAAUACACCCGACACGUGGAAUCAUGUGCACGCACUUUAUGGAACGGCAGGCGUUGGGAAGACCACUCUUGCUAUGAAAAUUUAUGAAGAUCCUGAAAUUCAGAGCAUGUAUGAGUGUCGUGCGUGGGUCACAGUAGGCAGAGUGCCUCAACCGAACCGUGAAAUUUCAGGAGGCAUUCGAGCUCAGCUGUAUGGAGUUACUCAAGGAGAUGACGGAGUAUAUUACUUGAUGAGAGAAAGGUUGGAUGGAAAGAAUUGCCUCAUUGUGUUGGAUGAUGUCUGGGAGAAUUUUCGGUUUUAUAGUAUACCAAUCGUCAGAAGGGGGUGUAGCAGUAUCUUGCUAACUGGUCGACAUCGAAAAAUGAUGCAAGCUUGUGAGAAUCUUGAUCACUGGUAUGAGGUGCGGCUUUUGAAUGAAGAAGAUGUUAGCGAGUUGUGCAAAGAAGAUGUUAAGUUGCCUACACAAGAUGAGAAGAGAAAGAAAUAACUGCCGUGUCUCUUGCAAUUCCUUAUGAUGUUAAUGAGAAAUAAUUA
Messenger RNA from Salvia hispanica, 1039 nucleotides. The record is from RefSeq and is a predicted model, not a curated record. NCBI's taxonomy places the organism in Eukaryota, Viridiplantae, Streptophyta, Magnoliopsida, Lamiales, Lamiaceae.